Molecule: messenger RNA, 2720 nt
Organism: Grammomys surdaster
Lineage: Eukaryota; Metazoa; Chordata; Mammalia; Rodentia; Muridae
Gene: P4ha1
Product: prolyl 4-hydroxylase subunit alpha 1
Exons: 15
Coding region: 232-1836 (534 amino acids)
Biological process (GO): peptidyl-proline hydroxylation to 4-hydroxy-L-proline
Cellular component (GO): endoplasmic reticulum
Molecular function (GO): protein binding; procollagen-proline 4-dioxygenase activity; iron ion binding
Source: RefSeq, a predicted model, not a curated record
GUGACCGAGCGCACGUAGCGAGGGCUGCGGCCGCCCCCUCCCCGGCGCGCCGGCGCGGCAGGCGACUAUAAAAGGGUGGACUGGCUCCCUCUGCUGCCCAGUCGCACCGUCGGCAGGCUGAGGGCGGCGGGGACCUAGCUAGUGGCGACUGCAGGCGACAGGACUGACCCGAGCCGAGCUCCUCCUCACGGCCCGCUAAUCCAGGUGCCUGAACCUGUGAAGUGCUCCAAGAUGAUCUGGGGUGUUUUAGUGAUGGGGAUUCUACUUCCUCAGUCUUUAGCCCACCCAGGCUUUUUUACUUCAAUUGGUCAGAUGACUGACUUGAUCCAUAAUGAAAAAGACCUGGUGACAUCACUAAAAGAUUAUAUUAAAGCAGAAGAGGACAAGUUAGAGCAAAUCAAAAAAUGGGCAGAGAAGUUAGACCGGCUAACGAAUACAGCGACAAAAGAUCCCGAAGGGUUUGUUGGGCAUCCUGUAAAUGCAUUCAAGUUAAUGAAACGUCUGAACACUGAAUGGAGUGAGCUGGAGAAUCUGAUCCUCAAGGAUAUGUCAGAUGGCUUCAUCUCUAACCUGACCAUCCAGAGGCAGUACUUCCCUAAUGAUGAAGAUCAGGUUGGGGCAGCUAAAGCUCUGUUCCGUCUGCAGGACACCUACAAUCUGGACACUAACACCAUCUCAAAGGGUAAUCUUCCAGGCGUGCAACACAAGUCUUUUCUAACAGCCGAGGACUGCUUUGAGUUGGGCAAAGUGGCCUAUACAGAAGCAGAUUAUUACCACACAGAACUGUGGAUGGAACAGGCUCUGAUGCAGCUGGAGGAGGGAGAGGUGUCUACCAUAGAUAAAGUCUCUGUUCUAGAUUAUUUGAGCUAUGCAGUGUACCAGCAGGGAGACCUGGAUAAGGCACUUUUGCUGACAAAGAAGCUUCUUGAACUAGAUCCCGAACAUCAGAGAGCUAAUGGGAACUUAGUAUAUUUUGAGUAUAUAAUGAGUAAAGAAAAAGAUGCCAAUAAGUCUGCAUUGGGUGACCAAUCUGAUCAGAAAACUACACCAAAGAAAAAAGGGAUUGCUGUGGAUUACCUGCCAGAAAGACAGAAGUACGAAAUGCUGUGCCGUGGGGAGGGUAUCAAAAUGACUCCCCGGAGACAGAAAAGGCUGUUCUGCCGCUACCAUGACGGAAACCGGAAUCCUAAAUUCAUCCUGGCUCCAGCCAAGCAGGAGGAUGAGUGGGACAAGCCUCGGAUUAUUCGUUUCCAUGAUAUCAUCUCUGACGCAGAAAUUGAGAUUGUCAAAGAUUUAGCAAAACCAAGGCUGAGCCGAGCUACAGUACAUGACCCUGAGACGGGGAAACUGACCACAGCACAGUACAGAGUAUCUAAGAGUGCUUGGCUGUCUGGCUACGAAGACCCUGUGGUGUCCCGAAUUAAUAUGAGAAUACAGGAUCUCACAGGACUGGAUGUCUCCACAGCCGAGGAGUUACAGGUAGCAAAUUACGGAGUUGGAGGACAGUAUGAACCCCAUUUUGACUUUGCGAGGAAAGAUGAGCCGGAUGCUUUUAGAGAGCUUGGGACAGGAAAUAGAAUUGCCACGUGGCUGUUCUAUAUGAGCGAUGUGUCUGCUGGAGGCGCUACUGUUUUUCCUGAAGUUGGAGCCAGUGUUUGGCCCAAAAAAGGCACUGCUGUCUUCUGGUAUAAUCUGUUCGCCAGUGGAGAAGGAGAUUACAGUACACGGCAUGCAGCCUGUCCCGUGCUAGUUGGAAACAAAUGGGUAUCCAACAAAUGGCUCCAUGAACGUGGACAAGAAUUUCGAAGGCCGUGCACCCUGUCAGAAUUGGAAUAACAAGCAGGCUUCCCUUGGCUCCUGUUGUCCUAACGCACCAGGCACGAUGGCUGAUCCUAACGUUCAGAAGUUUACAGCUGACUAACACUCCAUGGUUAAUUCGGUCAUGAACCUCAUCCCAUUCUCGUAUGUGGACAAUCACUUAUUUUGUGGAUUUUUUUUUUAAUUAACACUCAAUUACCACAUUAUGUAAAACUUACAGUUAUCACAGGAUACAGGACAUUUAAAAUGAGAAACCUAAUUCUGUUGUUUAAAAGAGCUUUUUGGUUAAUUUUUUUUAAAACACCCAGUGGUAGAUCUCACCGUAUCUCAGGAGCUGGUGGCCCAGGUGAGGCUGUGCUCUCGGCAUGCAGAUGCCUGCGCCCCGCUCUUCCUCUGCUGCACUUUCCAGAUUGCUGAGCGAGCAUAGCUAACCAGGCCCAGCCAGGUCCUGGGGUUGGGCCUCCAUCCAUCUUCCAGUCCACGUGCAUAGCUCCUAUCAUUUAAAGAAACACUUUCUAUCAAAUUGCCCUCCUCACCACUGGUGAGUUCAGCCAGUUUGAGAAAAUCACUUUGAUCAAAAAGUCCUGCAGAACUGGCCUCACAACCAACUGCUCAGACUUAGACCUUUUCCUCAGUGACUGAUGGUGUCCAGAGACUGUUCCAAGUGCCAAGUCCCUGCCGUGUGUGCCAGCUGCAGCAGGUGGUCAUGUUGGCAUUCUGAGUAAAUUCUGUGCCUUAGGAGACUGGGAGUUAGAAAAUGGACAGGUCCUUGUAAUGACAGAGUUGAUUUUUUAAAAAGAAAUGUUUUAUAAGAAGCCAAAAUGUUUGUUUUUUUCCAUUCUGAAAUGUGUUAUGAUAACAAUGACCUAUUUAUGAUCUUAAAUCUUUUUUUUUAAAAAAAC